This is a messenger RNA of Striga hermonthica, 1938 nucleotides long. NCBI's taxonomy places the organism in Eukaryota, Viridiplantae, Streptophyta, Magnoliopsida, Lamiales, Orobanchaceae. The record is from the annotation of a GenBank genome assembly.
AUGACAGCAGCUUACGCCUUUCGUGCAGGUCAGAACUUACCCGACAAGGAAUUUCGCUACCUUAGGACCAACAUAGUUACGGCCGCCGUUCACCAGGGCUUCGAUCGCCGGCUCUCCUGUCAUCAGACUACCAUCGCCGCCGCAAAACACCACACCAUGCCCACCGUUAGCGUAGGCAGAGACCGCCUCUUCGAAGCCCUCGGCCGUACUUACACUGAAGAGGAAUUUGAAGAUUUGUGCUUCAAAUUCGGCAUUGAGCUUGAUGAUGUGACGACUGAGAAGGCAAUUUUACGGAAAGAGAAACAUUUGGAAGAAGAAAAACCAUCCGAGGAUGAGGAAGUAAUUUACAAAAUUGAAGUUCCAGCCAAUAGAUACGAUUUGCUUUGUCUUGAGGGCUUGGCUCAAGCUCUUCGCAUAUUUAAUGGGCUUGACCCAAUACCAACAUAUACUUUGGCGUCCAUUAGCAAAGGAUCUAUGCUCAAAAUGCAUGUCAAAUCAGAGACCUCAAGGAUUCGGCCAUUUGUUGUAUGUGCUGUUCUAAGAGGCGUUUCAUUUGACAAAGCUCGAUACGAUAGCUUUAUUGAUCUCCAAGAUCGGCUUCAUCAGAAUAUCUGCAGGAAAAGAACUCUUGUUGCUAUUGGCACGCAUGAUUUGGAUACAAUAGAAGGUCCAUUCACAUAUGAGGCUUUGCCACCCCAAGAAAUAAACUUCGUCCCACUGAAACAGACAAAGAGCUUUAGAGGUGAUGAGCUGAUGGAAUUUUACAAAUCAGAUCUGAAGCUGAAGAAAUUCUUGCAUAUUAUUGAGAAUUCACCUGUUUUCCCAGUAAUAUAUGAUAGUAAAAGAACAAUUCUAUCUUUGCCUCCAAUUAUUAAUGGUACACAUUCUGCCAUUUCACUGAAGACAAAGAACGUGUUCAUUGAAUGCACAGCCACGGAUUUGACAAAAGCAAAUAUUGUUCUGAACACAAUGGUAGCAAUGUUUUCGGUCUACUGUGAAAGGAAAUUUGAGGUCGAGCCAGUCGAAGUUAUAUACCCAGAUGGAAAAUCAUACAUUUACCCUGACCUUUCACUUUAUCAGAUGGAUGUGCCCUUAUCAUAUGUUACCAGUUUAGUUGGAGUCUCCUUGCCAGUCCAUGAGGUGUCUAGCUUGCUGAACAAAAUGCAGUUAUUUGCGGAGCACUCUGUAUCACAAAAGAAUGAAAUCAGCUUCACCAUAUCAGUUCCUCCUACAAGGAGUGACAUUCUUCACCCUUGUGAUGUGGCUGAGGAUGUCGCAAUUGCUUAUGGAUACAACGAAAUUCAGAAGAUAAAACUUCCAUCCUUGAAGCCACAGUCAUUGAAUCAGUUUAGUGAUCUUAUUCGCGCGGAGAUUGCGAUGGUUGGUUACACAGAGGUGCUAACGUGGAUAUUAUGCUCGUACAAAGAAAAUUUCACCAUGCUCAACAGAAAAGAUGACAAGUCAACGGCAGCAAUAAACGGAAAUCCCCGUUCUGCUGAUUUUGAGGUUGUCCGAACCAGCCUUAUGCCUGGAAUACUAAAAACUGUUAGUCAAAACAAAGACCAUCCAAAACCAAUAAAGAUAUUUGAAGUGGGCGAUGUGGUGCUAUUGGACGAGACAAAAGAUGUCGGUGCUUCCAACCGCCGACAUCUGGCUGCGUUAUACUGUGGAGCCACCUCAGGAUUUGAAUUGAUACACGGUUUGGUGGACAGAAUCAUGGAAGUCACGGGAACUCCCUUUGUAUCACCUGGGGAUGAUACCGGCUACUACAUUCAACUUUCAAAUGAGCCUGAGUUUCUUCCAGGUAGACAAGCAAGUAUCAUUUACAAAGGAAAGCAAAUCGGCACUUUUGGAAUUGUGCAUCCGCAGGUGUUGCACGAGUUUCUCAUUCCAGAUCCGUGCUCCUUUGUUGAAAUAGACAUCGAGAGCUUUUUAUAG